AUGAAGAAUGAAGAGGGUUACACAGAACUUCAUUUCAAAGCAAGAAAGAAAAGCUCCAAUGCAGAAGUUCCGUCUAAUUCUUCAGGCUUGCGGUAUGUUGCUGCUCUCUCAGGAUUUCUGAAUGUUGUAUUUCUGGGAGCUGUGAUCACAUUAAUUCAGCAGUGUGACUUGCUAUCAAGUGACAUGUGGAAGCCCAGAGAAAAUCUUUCUGAAAGUGACAGUAUCUUUGAGGAAGAUCUUCAUGAAAACAGCUUACUGACUGCGUUAAAGGAAAGCUUAUGCAUGCAUACAAACGACUCCAGAUGUGAACUCUGCCCCAUUGGCUGGAAGCUGCAUUAUGGGAGAUGUUAUUUCUACUCAGAAACUCGUGACACCUGGGAGAAUAGUAGAAAGUAUUGCUCCGGAAAAAAAUCUCAGCUCCUGAUUAUAGAGGAUGAGACUGAAAUGGAUUUCUUGAACAAACAAAAGGAUAAAGACAUUGGCUUUGUUUGGACUGGAUUAAGCUUUGAUGAGGAAGAAGGAAGAUGGAUAUGGCUCAAUGAUCCCAAACAUCCAGGGCGCAGUUUUACAAUAAAAGGAAGGAAGAAUGAAGAAAAAUGUGCUGCCUAUAAGUUGACAGAAAUGCAUGCUGAUAACUGCCACUCCCUAUACAAGUGGAUUUGCAAGAGGAGUGCAGUCCGACUGGGUAUCUAA
This is a messenger RNA of Fulmarus glacialis (Northern fulmar), 693 nucleotides long. RefSeq names its product killer cell lectin-like receptor subfamily F member 1. The record is from RefSeq and is a predicted model, not a curated record. Bases 1 to 693 code for a protein of 230 amino acids. The transcript has 6 exons. NCBI's taxonomy places the organism in Eukaryota, Metazoa, Chordata, Aves, Procellariiformes, Procellariidae.